AUGACGUCAUCAGUUGUGGUGAAAAGUGGUGCGUGGGUUGGAUUUACUCAACCGAAUUAUGAUGGAUAUCAAAGUCUGUUCCUUAAAGGGAGAUAUACCCUUUCUGAUGCACCAAAUGAUAAAGGUGGAUUUAAGAAUGACGUCUUGUCUUCCUUCAGCAAAAUCAGCAUGAAACCAUCAGCACCAGGUAAAAUGAAGCUGCUAAAGAUUGAUUAUGACCAGGAGAAGGCAUGUACCAGCAGGACCCCCACAUCCGUAUUCAGGUGGAUGCAGGAGAACAAUGGCUCGAUUGCGCAGACUGUACUUAAACAAGAAGAAGUAACCAUUAAAAGAGAAGCAACUUACGAGUUCAAAUGGGACAGAGCAGCUAAAGUAUCUGCAACAAUGACAGCAAAAACUCAAGUUCCAUUAAUUGGAAAAACAGGAAUCAGUAUGAGUACUGAUAUGUCCGUUAGUAUGGGCAGCACUGCAGGAUCUAAUAAGUCAAAAGCUGAAGAAUGGGUUCCAGAAUAUCCGUCAAAAAUCAAACCAUGUACUAGAUCUACAGUAACGUCGACCUUAACCCAAGGAAAUAUCAGUAUUCCAUUUACCGCCUUAUUGUGUGAUGAACACAACACAGAACGCACAAUGAUAGAAAAGGGCGUGUUUUAUGGAUGUCAGUACUUUAAUUUCCAAACUGAAUGCAAAGACACAAAACUACCAACAGCAAAGCCUAAAUAAACGUUUUGCCUUUGCUGUGUUGUGGUAGUGCUUUCUGAAUUUCAAACAAUCGUUUCUGUUUGUUUUUAACAA
Messenger RNA from Mytilus trossulus (common blue mussel), 792 nucleotides. RefSeq lists its product as uncharacterized. The transcript has 5 exons. The record is from RefSeq and is a predicted model, not a curated record. Lineage: Eukaryota; Metazoa; Mollusca; Bivalvia; Mytilida; Mytilidae. The coding region runs from base 1 to 720 and encodes 239 amino acids.